AAUUGCCCGGCCCUCUGCUCUGCUCUCCAGAGGGAGCCGGGCUGAGAGCUGCCGAGGGCUGUGGGCUGCAGGAACAAACGCGCUCUGGAAUUCGGCUUCUGCCCUGGCAAGCAGCUCCCUUCUGCUUCUGCUUCCCGCCCCAUGGGGCCAGCCAGCGAGCCCAAAAACUUGUUGUAAAGAAAGAAGGGAGAGAGGGAAAUGCAAGCACCGACACUUCGCAGCGUCCAGGAAAUCGUUUCCUAAAGCACCCGCUCCCAGGAAAUUUGGAUGGACAAGGAUUUGCCGUCACAAUCCACAGCCAAGAGUAAGGCACAAAGUCCUACAAUGGCUUCAUUGAAUCGAAGAGGGACAUGGAACUAAGCGAGCUUUGGGGUGACCUCAUCUACCACAAAUGAUGUAUUUUCUGACUUUUGCAGACUGGCUAUGUGAUUACAAAUAAAUAGCACUUGGCAGAAAGAGUGACCUCCUAGUGAUUUCUGCUGGAGGUGUACUCCCCUACCACAGAGCUCACCUUCCUUCCCUGAAGCUUCCCAGAGUAACAAACUUGCUAGAGCACACCGUUCAAAUACAUCUGAUCUGCAAGUUCUCUUGGAAUUUCAAAAAAGAAGCAAUAACCACACCAGAGAAACCUCCAAAUCAGAGGAAUUUUUAACAUACCAUUAUAAUGGUAAGCUCUAAUUGUUCCACUGAGGACUCCUUUAAAUAUACUUUGUAUGGGUGUAUCUUUAGCAUGGUGUUUGUUCUCGGCCUCAUAGCAAACUGUGUAGCAAUCUACAUUUUCACUUGUACUUUAAAAGUGCGAAAUGAGACGACAACUUACAUGCUUAAUUUAGCCAUAUCAGAUCUGCUUUUCGUGUUUACAUUACCCUUCAGGAUUUAUUACUUUGUAACCAGAAACUGGCCAUUUGGAGACAUUCUUUGCAAGAUUUCUGUCUCCCUCUUUUAUACAAAUAUGUAUGGGAGCAUUUUGUUUCUGACUUGCAUCAGCGUAGAUCGCUUUUUAGCCAUAGUGCACCCCUUCCGAUCCAAGACUCUUCGGACCAAAAGGAAUGCAAAAAUUGUCUGUGUUGCAGUAUGGAUAACUGUGCUAGCAGGCAGCACACCCGCAAGCUUUUUCCGGUCCACAAAUCUCCGGAACAAUACAGAGCAAAGGACAUGCUUUGAAAACUUUUCAGAGGACACGUGGAAAAACUACCUAUCCCGGAUUGUUAUCUUCAUUGAAACUGUUGGGUUUUUCAUUCCUCUCAUCCUGAACGUGACCUGCUCCACUAUGGUCCUACGGACUUUGAAUAAACCGCUUACAUUGAGCCGGAAUAAAGUAAGCAAGAAAAAGGUACUCAAAAUGAUUUUUGUCCAUUUGGUGAUAUUCUGCUUCUGCUUUGUGCCUUAUAAUGUUACCUUAAUACUUUACUCCCUUAUGAGAACGCAGACCUGGGUCAAUUGCUCAGUGGUGACCGCGGUCAGGACUAUGUACCCCGUCACUCUGUGCAUUGCUGUUUCAAACUGCUGUUUUGACCCCAUAGUCUAUUACUUUACAUCAGAUACCAUUCAAAAUUCCAUAAAAAAGAAUCGGUCCACCAGACCACGGGAUGUCAGAUUCUCUGAAAGGCCAGUUUCAGAAAACUUCAUUCAACACAGCCUUCAGACUAUAAAAAUGAAAAUAUUUGACAGUGACUCUACAAUAUAAACUACAAUAAAAGACUAUUUGGACUAAACUGGAAUUGGAAGCCCACAUAUUUCUUCAGCUGUGGACAUAUGUUCUGAUUUGCUUAGGUUGUGCUUCCUUCACAUCUGAGAAGUUUAUUACAAGGCUGUAAAAGUGUAAAGCAUAAUAGUAUACAGAAAAAAUAUUUUCAAAAUCUAUGUCAAAGGUCUGUUCUGACAGAUUGUAUGUUAGAAAUGAACUUUUGGGUUUAGAUUAGGUUAACCAAAGUCCAAAGACUGUUAGUCAAGUCAAACACAAAUGAAAAAACAGGUUGUUUUCUCUUCCUGAAGUUAAAACAGUUGCUCAAUUUAAUAAUUGUGUCAGUUUCCAAGUUACUGAGGAUGGGGGUGAAGCUACCUGCUUUGCACUGCAGGAAAACUGUUCCAUAUUGUGUUAUCACUUCAGCUACUGUGCCUGCUCCAGUUUGUCAUCUUUUCUCUCUCACUCCUUCCCUAUGUCUUUUUUCCUGCACCUUCCUUCUUAGGAACCAUUAUGCUCAUACAAAGCUUCAAUCAAUGGGUUAACAAGAACUUUGUUUCUCCCAGGUUUACCUGAUAAAAAUAUAUGCUUUCUCCACAAGCCUGGCCCCCAUAAAGCAAUUAAGUCUUCUGCUAGCUUAGAGCAUUUGGAAACAUCUCAGACAACUGGUUUUUCUUGUCACUUCUCUCUCAGAAGCCUGUGUAAUUAAAACAAACUUGUGAUGACUGAAGUUAGUGCUUUAGGUACAGUAUCACUUUAUUAAACCUUUUAUGAGAAGUUCUUCAAUUCAACAUGACUUUUGAGGGAAAUAACAUCCUCUGAAUAAAUUAAUUCAAUCCCAAGUCCAGUUUCUUAGAAAAACAGGACUCUUUCUAACUAGAAAUGAACAUGUGCAUCAAGUCAAUUAUUUCUUUCAGGAAACUAUUCGGUGUACCAUAAAGAAAUUCAAGAUGCAGUAAUUUUGGCACGCAAUUUCCUCUCAAUUUUUGUGUCCUAGAAGUAAUUUUAACAUGAUCAUUUAGACCCUCAAAUGCUAUUUUCUUUCAAAAUUUAAAAAGUAUAAAAAUAAAGUACUUGGGACUAUGUGGUGGCAAAAUUAAUCAAGACACUCUGAAAAGUCAGCACCACGUAAAAGGAGGAAUCUACAUAUAUUACUGUUACAAUGGGAAUACAUAGACAAAACUGCUUUGAAACAUCUGCUAUAUAUGUUUCCCAACUACUAGAACACUGUGUACAUUUUCCUCAGAAUUAAUUUAACAUCACUGUAAAAUAAAAUAAAAUAUGAAAGAUAAAGUGUUGUUUUUUCCUUUCUAAAAAUAAUGAAGUCAAGAAUAAUAACAGUCUAAACAAAUUUGCAACUGAAGAUUUAGGGAACUCAGUUGCAACACAGAUCUAGCACUGAAAAAUUUUAAUGCCAGGGCUUUAUACAGAGGAGUGAAUCAAUGCUGGAGAAAAUGCAUAUUGAGCCACCAAACUAUGUGUGUGGUUACUUGGAUGAGUUUAUUUCCCUUUAUAAAGCUUCUGUUUAAUUAUAAAUCAACUAUACAUUGCCUCCUAGUAUUGGAAAACUGAGUUACUCAAUUACUGCUAGGUAACACUGUUUGAAUUUAAAUUUAACAGUAUUUUCAAUCUUUACCCACAUAACUUAUGAAAGGAAAAUUCAAAUACUAUGGGCUUAAGCGUCAAAGAAAGCAUAGAUAUAAAUGUCUGCAUAACAUCUGAAAACAAGCAAUUAUCUUCUUUGGGAAUCCUAAACUCUUCUGAUUCAUAUCCAACUUCAAAAACAUGCACCAAAGUCUCAGCAUGAGUAAAAAUUCUGUAUGUUUACCACAGUCCAAAAAUAGAUAUGCAUCUCUAAGGUCUCAAUGCCUCUCUCUCUCUAAAGAGUCUGUUUAAUAUUAGACUCCCUCCAAGAAAUGUGACACAAAAGCCUCAAAUGUCACUGCUGGGCUAUGUUUCCCCUGAGCUUGUCAAAGCCGUUACUCAGUCGAGAGGCAACUUGUUCAGUAACACCCCUCUGCUUUACAGUAGCAAGCAUCCCAGAGCCCCACCCUGGUAAAGAGAAGCUACUCUCUCUGAGAUUACAAAACUGGAGGGGAAAAAUAAAACCCCAUCACUGACUUAAAAGCAGAACAAGCAGACAAAGUUGCAUAUAUGAGUACUCCCCUUUAAACCAAACGUCCUUUGGUGUAUUACCUCAAGCAGCCUGCAGAAGCAGACAGUAGCUAUCACUGCUUUGCACUCCUUCUCCAAGGCAGCAGCUUCUGGUUUUUGAAAGAGCAAAGGCAACAUAGUACAAUAGCUUUCUGAUCAGUUCGUAGCUCAAUGUACAGAAGCUAUUUGAGGAAACUAUGUAUUUUUUUAUUAUUGAACAUUUUCACUCUUCCACAGGUAAAAAAAACUCAAACCACCAACAUAGACCCUAACAAAAAAAACCAAAAACAACAUGRUCAAAAAAGCAUAAACUGUAAUGCUGAGAAUAAGACCAUUAGCUGAAAAAUUCCUGGUCUGACUCCCAGACAAGGGAGAGGGCAGAGGGGGAGAAAAACCACCUCGCCCAACAAGCUGAUAUUAAGACAGGGUACCAGCUAUUCAGGACUGGAUGAGGUUUUCUUCACCUUGUCUGGUUCUGCAACAAGAUUAUCCUUGAGACCUGUGGAUGGAGCAAUGCUUUCACGGGUACAUUCCUGAACAGAUGCACUCCCUCUCUCUGCUCUCGACUUUGAUACCAACUCUUCUCUCUCUCUGCUGGGUCUUAUGCCAAAAUUUAAAUGUAGAAUCUAGAUGAGAAGUUACAUUCCUAAGUCAAGCCAAGCCAUCUCAAAUAAAACAAGUUUUACAUUGCCAGAGCUCCCAAGGAUCUGAAUGUGUUGCAACCAAUAUUUCCUAAAAGUGCAUUAUUUUUUACUCAUUAUUUUUACUCACACAGGGAGAGUUAGAAGUUCAGUUUUAGGAUGCAAACUUAGAAAAUUGUUCUUUGUAGUGCAGUUUCUUCACCUAAAAAGUCCAGAAAAUGUACACUUCCUAUAAAAAUAAAAGCAUGGCAAAUUUA
Malurus melanocephalus (red-backed fairy wren) is the source of this 4736-nucleotide messenger RNA. It is a transcript of the gene LPAR6, whose product is annotated as lysophosphatidic acid receptor 6. The transcript has a single exon. Gene Ontology annotation, biological process: positive regulation of Rho protein signal transduction; phospholipase C-activating G protein-coupled receptor signaling pathway. NCBI's taxonomy places the organism in Eukaryota, Metazoa, Chordata, Aves, Passeriformes, Maluridae. Gene Ontology annotation, molecular function: lysophosphatidic acid receptor activity. Gene Ontology annotation, cellular component: membrane. The record is from RefSeq and is a predicted model, not a curated record. Bases 665 to 1687 code for a protein of 340 amino acids.